This is a messenger RNA of Epithele typhae, 1059 nucleotides long. RefSeq lists its product as uncharacterized. The transcript has 22 exons. Bases 1 to 1059 code for a protein of 352 amino acids. NCBI's taxonomy places the organism in Eukaryota, Fungi, Basidiomycota, Agaricomycetes, Polyporales, Epitheliaceae. The record is from RefSeq and is a predicted model, not a curated record.
AUGUCGCUCCCACUCGGAUCCCUCGAUGGCCUUCUUCACAAGUACAAGGUGGGUUUUGGCGCCUGGCUCCUGGGCACAAUCUUGUCUACUCUGCUCGAAGGCAUGCUCUUACAACAAACCAUUGGCUAUUUCCGCCAUUACUCUUCAGACCCACUGUAUCUCAAGAUCUGGGUCAUCGCCGUGGUCGUCCUGCAAUCUUUCACCGUAGUUGCAGAGAUAGAUGUGUGCUUUUGGACGCUCAUCACCAACGCCUUCAACUUCGGCCUCCUCAACGCUCGCGACCCUUGGUCUGCAGCCAUUGUACCCGUAGUAGGCUCGCUUUGCAACUUGCUUUCUGAGAGCUUCUUUGCUCGCCGUGUCUGGAUCCUCGGCUCGCGGCGUCACAGGGGCGUGGUACUUGCUGCUAUGGCCAUGAAUGUGGCUGCUUGUGGAUGCUACUUCGCUGUCUCAGUAAAAGCGUUCCAAGAGCCUAGUAUCCUCAACGCGCCAAACGCUGGUGGAUUUUUGAACACAGCCGGAUCGGCGCUCAUGAUGGCCGCCGACGCCAUGCUGACUUCGUCACUCAUUUACAUUCUCUAUAAGCAGCGCAUUGAGGGGUCACGUCGCACGAAUUCAAUGAUCGACCUCAUCGUCCUCUACGUCAUCGGCUCUGGUUUCCUUAUCAGCGUGUUCAACGUUGUCGGAAUGAUAUUGUCGAUCACCUCGCUCGACAACAUCAUCUUCGCAGCGUCGAUGCUCGUCGGCCAACAGAUUUAUUCCAACUCGUUCUUGGUCGCCCUCAACACGCGCAGCAUCAUCCGCAGCCGCGGCGAGGCACGGAAGACGGAGCUCGACGCGAGCCACAUGCUCGUGCCCGCCGCUGGUGACGGGGAGAAGAAGGCGGCCCCGAACGGAAACCCUCUAGGCUCGAUGGUCUUCCGACACGGUCCCUCCGACACGCAGGUCGCCAACGACGAGUGGACCGUCACGAGGCUCUCGAUGGUCCCCGCGGGCGAGUCGGACUCGCAGAUCGCACAGGACGAACGGCGGGAGGACUCGUCGGGCUCGGGGACCGUGUGA